Hyla sarda is the source of this 381-nucleotide messenger RNA. Its product is annotated as histone H2B 1.1. NCBI's taxonomy places the organism in Eukaryota, Metazoa, Chordata, Amphibia, Anura, Hylidae. The coding region runs from base 1 to 381 and encodes 126 amino acids. The transcript has a single exon. Gene Ontology annotation, molecular function: DNA binding; structural constituent of chromatin; protein heterodimerization activity. Gene Ontology annotation, cellular component: nucleosome. The record is from RefSeq and is a predicted model, not a curated record.
AUGCCUGAUCCCGCCAAGUCUGCACCAGCGCCCAAGAAAGGCUCUAAGAAAGCCGUGACCAAGACUCAGAAGAAGGACGGCAAGAAGCGGAGGAAGACCAGGAAGGAAAGCUAUGCCAUCUACGUGUACAAGGUGCUCAAGCAGGUCCACCCUGACACCGGCAUCUCCUCCAAGGCCAUGGGCAUCAUGAACUCCUUUGUGAAUGAUAUCUUCGAGCGCAUCGCAGGGGAAGCCUCCCGCCUGGCUCACUACAACAAGCGCUCCACCAUCACCUCCCGGGAGAUCCAGACCGCCGUGCGCCUGCUGCUGCCUGGAGAGCUGGCCAAGCACGCCGUGUCCGAGGGCACCAAGGCCGUCACCAAGUACACCAGCGCCAAGUAA